AUGUUCGACCCAGACAACCUGACAGCAGAAAUGGUGCACCAUGCUGCCAUGCACCAGACCAACAAAGUCUCCCACGACGUGUUCUACUCAUGUAACAUGUGCAAGGCAAAGUUCCGCAGUAGGGAAGGGCUGGAGAACCACAAGGAACAGAUCCACCAGAGCGAGGUCUACGGCAGGAUGAUCACUAAGGUGAGUGAGUCUUACCUGUCCUACACCCACAGCACCGGGAACGCGACCGGUAAGAUUGUGACAAAGUACUUUCACAGGUGCAACCUGUGCGGGAAGAAGUUUGACCGUCCGAGCGGAGCUCUGAGACACACCAGGGUCCACACGGGGGAGAAACCAUUCACCUGCAGGAUAUGUGGGAUGCCGUUCCAAGACAAGUCAGGUCUGAAGGCCCACACACUGAGGAAGCACCCGGAGGUGGUGUUCAACACCGCGCCUGGCUCCGAACUCAGCCCUGAAAACUACAAAACUCUCAGUCACAUCAACUCACAACUCAACAACCUGCACGGCGCCGGAGAGACCAACUUUUCCUUAGAUGAUGAUGAGCAAGCUCAGGGGUUGUCAGAGCAGCAAGAAUCUCAAGACUCCUUGCAAGCCUCCUCGAGUUUGCUGCCGAACAAAACAGAAACUCAAGACGCGGGUGUGUCUGUAAAGGAGGGUGUAGAAGACAUACAAGACAACUCCCCACACCAGUCUGAUUUGAACCUUAGUAGAGAAAAUUCUCAGGUAGACAAAAACACAGUUACCAAAAAUGGACCAGUCAAAAAAAGCUUAGACACAGCCUGCUGGCCGAAGAGAAAGAAAGGAGCAAAGAAGUUAGCCCGGGUAGCAGCAGUUCUGCUGAAUGGUGUUCCGAGGGAGGGAAUUCCGAAGGGCAGCAUUCCGGUGUUCCGUAAGGGAAAGUUGAACCUUGUGCGAGCGGAUGAUUUGAAGCCAAACGCCUGCACCAUCUGUGGGAAACGGUUCUGGUACAAGUACGACCUCAGGAGGCAUAUGACUAUGCACUCUGAUUUCCGUCCGCACAAGUGCAAGUUCUGUAAAUACCGCAGCCGGCAGUUGAACCAGCUGAAGAUUCACAUGCAGAGGCACAAGGGAGUUUUCAAGCCGUUCCGCUGUCCCGCCUGUGACUUCUCCUCCUCCACCAAACCAGAGAUGAAGGCUCAUGUCGCCAGGCACCUGACCAUCUGGACCAAUCAUAUCUGUCCAUUCUGUUACUAUGGUUUCAGAACAAACGAGGAACUCCUUGAACACCAGUCUACCAAGCAUGGCUCAGUUGAAGGCACCACACCAUCACCAAUAAGCCUGGCACCCGGAAAUCCUCAAAUGUCUGUGGCUUCAUCCUUUCAGCAGGGAACUCCUUCAUUCAUGGGCAUGAUGGGACAAAACCCUUCCUUGGUCCACAAUAUGGCAGGAAUACCUUGUUUUACACAGAACUCCACACUUCUGGGUGAGGCAGCACGGUCUGCAGACACCCUUCCACCCAAUCAUUCGCUCGCAGACAGUGCCACAGGAAAGGAAAUUGAGAACUCAGGUGGAAGAAAUUUAGAGGGUACUGGCUUGGCUCAACCUGAGGGCCUUGUAAUUCAAGAUGUCAGAAGUCUACAAGAUUCAGAGGGAGACAGAGAUUCUACCAAAGUUUUUGGUUUGUCAGAGAAAAGAACAAUGGAUGAUGAUCUUUUGACAGACGACAUAGCACCAAAGUCAGAAGAUACUACUGAUAAUAUUGUCCAAUCAGGAGUCAAAUGUUCAUAUCAAAAAGUUGUGGAAGAGUGUAAUUUAAGAGAGGGAGUUACAGGAAGCAAUGGAGCUGAUGCAAAUGUACAUCCAUCAUGUACAGACAGUAGUGACAAAGUGCAAUAUGGUAAAAGGAGAGUGACCUCUACAGAGAAUGAGUGUCCGAGUGCAAAAGCAGCCAGAAGCGAGGACACAGUGCAAAACAGUGGUGCAACGGAUAUUGCCGGAAUGAACCUCGUUUUGCAACCAACUGAUGAACUGGUCUUGUGCAACAAGUUAAUAGGUAAAAAUUCAAAACAGGACGUGGAAUUGACUCCAGGACAGCAACUGGAAUUCUGGGUAAAGAGGAAACCAGUUGCAGUCCCACAAUGCAAUGGGGAGGUUGUAGACAAAGCCACAGCGAAUUCAAAAUGCAAUGGAGCUUUAGAACUCAUCAAGCGCGAAAGGACAGACUCUGAUACCUCGGUCUUGAUAUAUGAUGACUACAGUGAUCAUGUCGAAACUCAUGUUUUUACGAAGAUAGAAAAGGUGGAAAUGAAAUGUAAAGCAUGUAAUUUUACAACUGUUGAUGACAAGAUUAUGAGAGAGCAUGUUGUCAACUGUGCUUCAUGCCAGAAUUGAACUUCCUUUAAAUUCAUCAUGAUUUAACAUUGGAUGAAUUGUUGGUGUCAGUAUUUGAUUUAAAACAAAGUGCUUCUCCACCAGUUGAUACCAUAUGAAAUUUGACAAUCGUAAAUGUGGAAAACCAAACAACUGCCUCAUUUUAUGUCUUAGGGCUGACUUGUUUUAGUUUUUAUUGU
Messenger RNA from Branchiostoma floridae (Florida lancelet), 2540 nucleotides. RefSeq names its product zinc finger protein ZFAT-like. The record is from RefSeq and is a predicted model, not a curated record. Lineage: Eukaryota; Metazoa; Chordata; Leptocardii; Amphioxiformes; Branchiostomatidae. The transcript is spliced from 6 exons. The coding region runs from base 1 to 2361 and encodes 786 amino acids.